AUGACAGUACAGCUUCCACUGUUAGUCACAUCACCUGCCCCUCUUCCGUACCGGACGCAGAGCAACAUAUUUGGUGGUCUAGAUGAUAGUUUACUCGCGCGGGCAGAGGCCCUGGCGGCCGUCGACAUCUCGAAGGCAAACUCGCCACCCUUAGUGAAGCCAGACAGUGUGUACUGUCAUACGGACAUGUCUGGCCAUACAGCAGCUACCUCAAGGCCACAGAUGGGACCCAUCCACGGGUUCUCGUCCUCGGACUCUAUGCUGGACCAAAUGUCAGCUUCUAUGCCCUUAUCAUCGAUGACGGACCAUCACAACAGCCUGGGCGGGAUGCACCCGAACAAUCACGGGGUUUCUCAGCCCCAUCACAUGUACCCACCGGCGUACUCUCACCCGGGUGCGAACACUAUGAACGGGCACCAUGGUUUACCUACUCACCAUUCCAUGCACCAUACCAUGCAUGAUCAGGAGUGUGACCCCAGGGAGCUUGAAGCAUUCGCAGAAAGAUUCAAACAGCGUCGGAUAAAACUCGGGGUGACGCAAGCUGAUGUUGGGUCAGCUUUAGGGAACUUGAAACUCCCGGGUGUGGGCUCCUUGAGCCAAAGUACAAUCUGCCGAUUCGAAUCCUUGACUUUGAGCCAUAAUAAUAUGAUAGCUUUGAAACCAGUGCUUCAGGCUUGGUUAGAAGAGGCUGAGAGAAUUGCCAGAGAGAAAAAGACAAAUCCGGAUAUGUUCCCGAAUGCCGCAGAAAAGAAGCGGAAGCGUACGUCCAUUGCAGCUCCGGAAAAACGGUCACUGGAAGCAUACUUCGCAGUGCAACCACGGCCUUCAGGUGAAAAAAUAGCACAAAUUGCUGAGAAAUUGGACUUGAAGAAAAACGUUGUGCGGGUAUGGUUUUGCAAUCAAAGACAGAAGCAAAAACGGAUGAAGUUCUCUGCACAGCAGCAUUGACUUUAGGAGGGACGGUGUUGUUGUAUAUAUAUGAUGCUAUGGACUUUGUAUUAUUAUGUAUAAAAGUGUGUGCAAUAUUUCGUCUUGGGCCAUGUUCGGUUCAGGAGAACUCCAAUUGUCCAAACAUGUUCUACAGGUUCAGUGCUACCGGCUCCCCUCCAUCGACCUACUACAAAAAUCGGAGGCCCGGCCUGCCACCUAAGGUUUGUAUACCUCUGUCGUUCAAAUUAAUUUACAUGAUUAUACAUUUACGUCAUGACACUACGUUUGCAUUUACUAUAAAAUACAUAAGAAUAGGCCUAAAGUCGUCUUGUGUAUUUGGCAUUUAUUACAUUUCUACGCCAAAUGUAUUUUAAAAGUUUUAUAAAUUUUUAUAUUUUGUGAUACAGCCGGUUUGAAUAUCAUCGACAAGCGAAAUUUUUCCCGAGCCUGGUAUCUGUCAUGCCUUCCCAAGGGGCAGUAGUGUGCCUGGCAUGGUCUACAUCAAAGAUUCGAUGAUCUCUUGAAACGUCAUCUGUCACACACUAAUAAGAUUGAUGUGACCAUCAAAUCAUAACCAGAAUGGCAUAGUUGUAUGGAAAACAAUGGAUUACAUCCACAAAGCAUGAACAGGCAACACAUGCGGGCAAAACACUGACCACCACUUUGGAACUGCGUGGAAACAAACUGCUGCAUAGUGAGACUGUCAUUUUUCAGCCAUUUUGUUCCUUGUGAACAAUGCCAAUAUUGUUCUGGACUGACUAUGUCUUGCAUGACACUGAGCGCUUGACCAAAUAUAAAAAACACCAUUUUAUGGUUGAAACCGUAAGGCCAGCUCCAAUUUUUAUCUUUGAAUGAAGUUAAAUUCAGAAAUGAAUUGCCUGAUAUUGUAUCAGCCCCAAACCAUAUUCUUAAAUCGCUGGCAGCUACUUUUGCAAGGGCUGAUAUAACAGAAACAGAAUGUCAGGCAUAUUAACCCAGUAAUUGAUAUUUGUUAUGUUAUGAUGUUCAUCAUUCCGGGAACCGAUUGUUUACCAGUGUAAACAUGUCGCUCAUUGCAAAAAUUCCCCUGAAAUUAGUCUUUAUCCUAUAUAAGAUAUGUUAAGAAAAGUAUGCCUGCUAGAUGCAUUUUUCUUCCGAACACUCAACGUACACUAGCAAUCACGUUUUCCAUGUUUGUUGGUGCUUAUUUUUAAUCGCAUAAACCCAUCGACUUGUAUUGUCUAUGUCUCGUGAAGAAAUGUCAACUUUUGCCAAGACUUUUGACAAAACUCGUCUGUUCAGUUGUACGUUCUCCGCCUGCCAAACAGCAGUAGAUUCAUCUUUCUAAAUGUUAUCAUUCAUCAAGAUGCGGACCAUCCACGGUCCACACGCAAUUGGCCACUUGAUGUUUAUCACCAGCGACAACCUCCAUUUUUUUCAAAAUGUCCUACGUCUGUAAUAAACUACUGCUGCCGGAGUCAUCAGAGUAAUCUAUGAAUUAACGUCACCCUUUUUAGAAUUCCUUUUCGAUGAUAUUCAUACCAAUUCGUGUACAUGUAUUUUGUUGAUUAGUUUAUUGUCUUUUGUAGUGUUAAGGGAUUAUGCAAUGGUACUCAUACGUGGUAUAAACUUUAUCGUUAUGCUCAUCCUGGAAAUUAAAUGCAAUGGACAUGUGCUUAUUUUUCGUCAAGACAACCCAUACCAUUCAUGAAUGAUUUUGUCUAUUGGGUAUUCGAAACAUUUUAUUAUUCUUCCAUUUUGAAUAACGACCUAUGUUUAAUAUGUCCUGAAAUGUUCACACAUCGCUGAGAUGCUACUAAAAAGUGGGUUCCUCGGCAAGAGAAAAGUCAGCCAAUCUGAGAAUUUUUCCUCGAUGUUGAAGGUAUGAAGGAUCAGGCAGUAAGGACAUCACGAGCAAUUAGCCGCAUUGUCGUAGAGGGAUGUCAUGUUAUGUAGGCCUGAAUCCCAAUCGGGAGGUAGAAUACUCCCGAUUGGGGUGUAAACAAACAUUUAAAUUGAUAUGCACAAAAAAUACUUCAAAAUUUUCUGUGUUGUUCGAUCCUGUGGAAUGUGUUGGUUAACCGUCAUCAGGAAAACGUGCUUUACGCACUGAAAGGAAAAAUUGAAUAUUUCCAAUCAGUCAAAUAUUAGGAAAGUACGUGUAAUCUACGUUUUCACUGGCAAUAUCAAGUUAGAACUCACGGAUUUGUGGAUUUCGCAAACAGGUGUAGAAUCACCAAUAUACAAAUUCAAUCUACUAAUAACAUAUCAAAUCCAAAUGGUUUCCAAAACCGAUUUCCAGUCGAUUCAAACCUUCAUCCCUCCGUUGAUUGGUCACUCAUUCCAACGAACUCGAAAGCGACGUUUACUCAACAAACCACUCGCCUUUUGAGUUGGGUUCAAGCCACUAUUCUGCUUAAUCUCGUUGGCUUGUGUAAACUUCAUGCAGAUCAUCAAAACUCCAAACUGUCUUCAAACAAUGCAGGGUGUUCCUUGCCAAUUUCAUUGUUUCUGACAAACCCUGACAGGUGGAUAGUUAACAGAUUAUCAUCAUGUAUACAUUUGCGAAUAUUGGCUUGUAAUGCGAUAGUGGUUUCAACAGUGUUCAUAUUACGUAAGAAGUGGUUUCAAAAUUACGAUAUUUAUUCAACCGUGUGCGAGAUAAAAUGUCUUGCAAUAGAAAAAUUACAGAAGAUCAAAGUUUUAUUUUUUACAGUAUAUGCGAUAGUGUAUGACACGCUUUAACAUUCUGUACUGUUAUACAUUCCUGCAAUGAUAUUUUGCGAUAGACACAUUAGUGUAACGUUCUAGUGUAUAAGACGCACUUUUCUUUACAUUGAUGAGCAAUUUUUGUCUAUUUUAAAAAAGUUUAAUGAACAGGGGUUCGAAAAGAAAUUAUUUGUUCUAUCAAAAACUUCCGACCCGGAUUGAAAAAGCUCCUGUUUUCUGCUGUUUUUAGUGAACAUAUUGUACAAACUAUCGCUCAGUAAAGUAAACUAUAAGUGCGCCUUAUCCACACGAAUUGCCAGUAUGCCAUAGUGCAUAACUGAAUACACUACGCAGGGUGCGCGUAACCGGAGAGGUUCGGCGGCAUGAAAUAUUCAAGGAAUCUUUACCACUAAAAAAUUGAUGACGACCACUCGGUGUAGUGCAACAAUGUGUACUACGUUCCUAGUGGAAGCCAUCAAUACGGCCUGCGGUGGAGUUCCUUGGGUUCACACUGGGAGUUUUUUUUCGAAUUUCACCAUUUCCUAAUUUUUUCAAUAGGGAAUGAGAACAAGGAUCAUUAUGAUAAAUUGUAGCCUACGACAUGCAUAUUGUCAAGAAAUUGUUCCUCUCGAUGAAGUCAUUAUCGCUGCUACGUGCUCCUCAGUGAUGGAACGCCUUCUAACUUAUAACGUAUUGGAAAUGUUGGCCAAAAAGCGUGCAAUUUCUCUCUAUCCUUUACUCUAAGAAUUAAUAAAGACUCUUUAUAUACUCUUGUUUAAACUGAUUGAGGGCGAUUUGGACAACUCUUUGUCAGAUCAUUGAACAUUUAAAUCCCAGUGUUUGCUUCUGAACUCCCUGCUCGGUCACUUUUUCAUCCGUAUUGUCUCCGUAGUUGCAAUUUUUGCAACCAUAUUUUCGAAAGGUUGGUAUAUUUAUGGUUUACAUGAUGAGCGAAACGUAACACAGUGAUGUAUUGGUGGUGACUUCGUAAUCAAUUGAGAUUAACAAGUAUUUAUAUGAUAUUACAGACCUUUCUUGGCAUGACGUAAUCAGUGACGUCAGAGAUAUAUUCAGGAUUUCGUUCAUUUACAUGUUCAUGUUUAAUUGGGCUAAUGUGGUUUGUAAAGAUAAUUGAACUAGCGCUACAAAAUAUUUAUUAAGUUCCAUACAUUUUUUUUUGUGUAUUGAUAUAUUUCAGUUGUGUUCAAUGAUCAAUCAAAUUCAAAGAAAAUCUUUGACUAUGUGCAAGUAUUUGUUAGUUUAUUGUGUUACAAAUUACUGCUAAUGUGAUGAAAUGAUGUAUACGACAAAUUGAGUUGGGAUGAUGCUAUUAGAUAGUUCGCGCGUGAGAGUUACAAUACCUUUCAGUAACAAAUUGUAAAAGAGCAACAUACGUUUAUUUAAUGCUGAACGUAGUGUAUCAAACUGUACAUUGUACCGGUACAUCGUAUCUAAGUUGAUUGUGAACCUAUAGGCAAGAUUUAAUGGGUUAUCAUUUACACUGAACGUAGUGUAUCAAACUGUACAUUGUACCGGUACAUCGUAUCUAAGUUGAUUGUGAACCUAUAGACAAGAUUUGAUGGGUUAUGAUUACACUAUUCAUGCUCACUGAGCAAAAAUGCCCACCUUUGAAAAAGAUUUUGUCCCAUGUUACAAGAUAGAUUCAACAUGUGAUUCAUUUGGACGUAAUGGAAUGAACAUUCCAACAACAGCUUAUUUGUGUUUAAACUAAAAAUAAAAAAACACGACAAAUUGUGAAAAGAAAUCCUGGUGUGAAUAAGCUUGCCAAGGUAGAGAGUGUUCAUCAACCCUUCUCUCAGAUUUCUUUGUGGUGUUGUCUUUAAGCAAAGUUAUGUGUCACCAGCAGUAUAAUGUAGAUCUUCUGAGAAAAUGGUUAUAAAACGUUGAUAUCAUGAUAUGACAUGCAGCUAAGUGGAGUCCAUUCCACAUCGCUGUCUAUAAUUUCUUCCUAAAUCCAAUCUUUAACGAAUAUAUGAUGAAUUUGGUCUUCAAAGUACUUGGAUAAUUUUCAGUUUCAUAUCCCAGGAAUGAGAGGACUUAUUCAAGAAUAGUAGGCUGCGACUAAUCACAAAUCAAAUCAUAUGAUAUAUUGGGCCUCAUUGCAUUACAUAUCACUUUAGAUUCCAGCUCGAUUUUCUAGCAAUUUUCGACAUCUUUUUGGCGACUUGUGGCAAUUUCUUUAUUCUUUCCUGCAAGGAGAUGUGAGGUUUAUUAGAUUUCUGAGGAUUUGGCGAAAUGUAUUUAAUGUUCACAACAGAAGCAUCCGGAGAACUCCCAAUUCUUUCAAUUGCGGUUAAAAUGCACACAAACACUGGCUAUCAUUCGUCAGGCUGCACCAUUCUUGUUCCACAACAAAUACUCUAAUUUCACUUUUAAAAAGUCACCAUCAGAUAUUCAUUUUGUGCCACUAUCAUGAUGAACUUUUUACAUGAAUCAGUUUGCAUGAGAAGUACCAUAUUUGGCGCUAUGAUUAAUGGAAUCAAUCAAAGUUGCCUGGGCCAAUACAGAACAUCAUACUUGUGCAAAGCAUUAUCUUUUGCAAAUUAUUGUCCAUUAAAGCUUGGUGUGUCAUGUUCCCAAGAAUCUCCACAAUAUUCUCCAAAUUUGGUUUGUCUGUCCUGACCACCGCCAAACUUUUAGAAAUCUACCACAUUCACCCUAGAAACGUCCAAGUUCCCCCACUUUGUCCAAUUAGCAAUUCGGGCCCCUGGUCAUUAUUAACCAAUCAGAAGACAUCUAACAUGCUUGUUCGGCCCAUGCCAGAACGACGCUUGAUCGCCCUAUGGAUUAGGAAGCUCUCGAUUGGUCAAUACAGGCCAAGGGGCAAAAUAACUUGCUGUAUGACAGUGGCGAAUGGAAGCGUAACAAGCGAUCAGAGAAGAAUCGCUUUACGGUAUUCUACAAGUCGUUACAUUACUGAUUCUUGCUUGCAUUUAUAACGUCUCCUACCGAUCUCCGUUUUACAAGUGUAUAUAAUGUGAAUACUGUGUAUAUUUAUUUGAAAUUUAUAUUUGAAUAUUUUGUACUUGUUUAUUUAUUGAUUAUCACAGGAAUAGCAUUUAACGUAUCUCCUAUGGCAUAAUACUCUUACAUUGCGAGUCACACGAAACAAAUUACAUGUAUCAUUAAUUUUUGUCACUUUCUUUUUUAUGGAAGUCCUAUGUAUAUGUUCUUACUGCGGAAUUAUUUAUACAGUGCUUGGAUAUAUGGCUAUAUUUCAAAUUGGUCUGUGGAAUGAUUCCACCUUUUUUGUUAUGUUAUGACUGCACAGUGCAUAAAUGGCUUGGUUGAUAGCUGGGAACAUAAUACACGUUCUAGUAAUUUGACCAAGAAGGCUCGUGUAGGUGAUAAAUGUAGAAAUUUGGCAGUGAUCAGACCUCGCGUAAAACAAAUAAGAUAAGUUCAAGCUGAUUCAUCAAAUGCAUUAUACUAGUUCUGGGUCAAAGCAGACCCGCCGGAAUCCUUUGUCCAAACGAUUUUGUAGGGCUUUUGUCAGGGCCUUUCACCCCAUUAUAAUUAUAUCAGCCACUUUAGAGCCCGGCGAGCCCGUUGGCGCCCAUAACUGGCACAUUCAAUUUGAUGAACCGGUGUGAAGAUAUCGACAGAUAAAAAUGUUAUGAGGCUUGUGGGUUGAAAAUCAAACGACUGUUGAACACGGAACACGUAUUUGAUCAUGACGCAGGCACUCUACCCAGCUGGAUACAGCCGUGCAGUUUUUAAUCGUUAAGAAAUGGCAAUUCUUUCGCGAAUGUAUAUAUAUUUUCUCAAAUUUAAAAAAGAGGCAUGUUGUUCCACAUGUUAAGUUACAUUGGCCUUACAUAUUCGAGUUGUCUACUUUCCGCCAUAUCAAGAUCAAAGAAGUCUGAGACUUUGGAAGUACAUUGUAAUACAUGCAUCAUUUUAUUCACCCUACCAAAUAUUGGUUGACGAUAGUAGACUUCUACAAGAUAAAUCGUCUUCUUUUCAAUGGCUAUCGCUACUGUUGGCUGGUUGUUUCCUAAUCUUUGUCACAAAAUACUCGCCUUGAAUCCUUUUUACUAGUCAGUAGUAGCGAUUCUAAGGCUAAUAGGGAAAUGGCAUUUUAAUGAGGUUCUAAAACCCCUUUAAAACGCACGAGUACCAACCAUCACGCCCUAGUACGGAAAAGUUAAUGAACUAUUUUAUCACUGCACUUCCGAGUCCGACAAAAUACCCUGUAUUUCCUUCGUUCAGAGCUACGGUAUCGUUCCGUGAAUUGAUAAAAAUUACUCUAUAAUCGGAGUUCAAGGAAAAUGUAAUUUUUUUCUGAUUCAUGUAGUUCCAAGGUCACAACUGCCCUCGCUGAAUUACAAAUUUAGUAGUCUUGAUUACAACAUAUACAUUCAAGUAAGUUGAUACCGGUGUAAUAUAUGUCGGGUAGUGUUUCGGUUUGUCAGUGUUACCUCAUUAUAAAGUAAAGGCUGGAACACGAAAUUGAUGUCUACUAAUUGUGAAGGAAGGGCAUCUUCCCACCGUCCAGUUGGUAGGGAGAUACGGAGAAUAUCAAAAAUGUUACACGGGCUGAAGUCAUAGUGUGGUGACUGCAGAGGUACAUGUAGUUAAAGUUGCGUAAUUGCGUAUCUGAGAAUUGAUGGGGAAUAUACUUUUACAGAGUCAUGUGUAUUUUACUAUGAAACGGAAAUUUACUCGGAAUGAGGACUCGAAAUGAAUGCAUUUAUUGUGAUUUUAUCAUCAAUGAAAUGACCUUAUAAAUUGCUAUGUCUGGUGCGCUUGGCAAGAGGCAAUGGCCAUAUACGUAAUUGAGAACACUGGAACAGCACUGUAGCUACGAUGUUAUAUUUUGAGUGUGCAUCCUUUAUACAAUGUAUGUUGCAUUUUUCAGUAAGGUCAUGUUUACUUAACAUCAUGCUAACUUAAACAGUCACCUUAAAUUAUUCACGCCAUUUUUAUCAAACAUUGCAACACUGAAGUAAAUUGACACACUCGGUUUUAAAAGUCCAUCGGAAUCACAAAUGAGAAAAUUAUUCCGUUAAUUAAUUGAUUAAUUUGAUUAGUCAACAAAAUGUGAUUGUGAUCUGAGCAGUAAUCAACGCCAUAAAAAUCUUGAUAUAUAGUGUCUCAUCCUUACCAAAAAGUUAUGUGCAGUUAUACAUGUGCAUCAAUGUCCAUGCGAUAAUGUGCACUUGAUGUCAGGUUGAUGUACAUCAUGAGUGCAUUUCGUGUACAUACGAUGUACAGUUAAUGUACAUACCAUGUACCGCUAAUGUACAUGCGAUAUACAGAAGAUGUAAAGCUAAUUUACAGACGAGGGUCAGUUACUGUAAUGCACAGUGAUGUACAUCCACCUUAUCUCUUCUUAGGGUGCUGCAGACUAUGUUCUAAGUAAAUCUUCCAAAUAACGAGACUGUAGUAUCCUGGCCACAACUCAUUCAAAUGCAGUAAAAGUCAGUACAGCCUUGCAUUAUUUAUGGAGUAGUAAAGUAUGCCGAGGAACGAGGUAAAUUAUACAAGGAUCUACUGUUCUCUUUCUAAUUGUUUUUUACCGUUCAUGCACAUGAUAAUCUAUGUUUUGCUUAGCACAAACCCUGUUUUGUUGGUCUUCUUAGAGCCGGCCUGCACCUCAAUUUGGGCCAAUCUUCCACAGUAUGAAAUAAA
Messenger RNA from Lineus longissimus, 9273 nucleotides. Its product is annotated as POU domain, class 4, transcription factor 3-like. Gene Ontology annotation, biological process: regulation of transcription by RNA polymerase II. Bases 1 to 948 code for a protein of 315 amino acids. Gene Ontology annotation, molecular function: RNA polymerase II cis-regulatory region sequence-specific DNA binding; DNA-binding transcription factor activity, RNA polymerase II-specific. The transcript has 2 exons. The record is from RefSeq and is a predicted model, not a curated record. Lineage: Eukaryota; Metazoa; Nemertea; Pilidiophora; Heteronemertea; Lineidae.